Molecule: messenger RNA, 858 nt
Organism: Heterostelium album PN500
Lineage: Eukaryota; Evosea; Eumycetozoa; Acytosteliales; Acytosteliaceae
Product: class I SAM-dependent methyltransferase
Exons: 2
Coding region: 1-858 (285 amino acids)
Molecular function (GO): S-adenosylmethionine-dependent methyltransferase activity
Source: RefSeq, a predicted model, not a curated record
AUGGCGGAUCAAGAACUUACUUCGGAAAUCUUAAAGAAGAAAUGGGAUCGUUUCAGUUCGAUCUUUCAAUUCUAUGUUGAACCACAAACUUUGCCAGUGGCUCAUAUCUUGAUUGCCAAUCUUCGUUUGAAGUUGCGUAAUAUUGCACCACCUCGUGCUGUGCUAGAGGUUGCCUGUGGUGCAGGUGCCUCCACCAAGUUGUUGCUCUCGAUGAAGGAAACGUCGACAUCGCUCACCGCCGUCGAUCUCUCGACAGAGAUGAUCACACUCGCCAAAGAUCGUCUCGGAAUGGCACAGUCGCAAGACUCGGACGAGUCAAAGCUUCUCACCGUCAAGCAAGCCGACGCCGAACAUCUUCCAUUCGGAGAUGCCGCAUUCGAUCGUUACAUGUGUAAUUUCUGUCUGCACUUGGUUGUUGACCCCGACCAGAUGUUACGCGAGAGCUACCGUGUGUUGGAGUCGGGUGGUAUCGCCACCUUCUCUGUGUGGGGCAGACCAGAGAACUCCAACCAAUUCACCAUCACCAAGAACAUGGCUGAGGCAUUGGAUAUUCACAUCCCAAGAACUGGAAAGACUGCAUUCCAUCUUCACGACAUUGAACUACUGAAAAAGAUGGCAUUGGCCGCUGGAUUCUCAAAGGUCUUGGCAGGAUACACAUUCAACAACGCAUUGGUCUUAACCGGUAAAGAAUAUGUAGAGUGUUUCUUAUCUGGUCCAGAUGUUAUCGAUACAAUGACAAGAAUUGGUGCAGAGAAAUCAGAACAAUGGAAGAAAAAUACUGAAGAAUAUGUUGAUGAUUUAUUAAGUAAAGGUCAAUUUAUUGGUUUAGAGGUUGCUUAUUUGGUUUGCAUUAAAUAA